Zonotrichia leucophrys gambelii is the source of this 1094-nucleotide messenger RNA. RefSeq names its product dynactin subunit 6 (gene DCTN6). The record is from RefSeq and is a predicted model, not a curated record. Gene Ontology annotation, biological process: mitotic spindle organization. The coding region runs from base 305 to 877 and encodes 190 amino acids. Lineage: Eukaryota; Metazoa; Chordata; Aves; Passeriformes; Passerellidae. Gene Ontology annotation, cellular component: dynactin complex. The transcript has 8 exons. Gene Ontology annotation, molecular function: dynein complex binding.
AGAGCACGGUGCGGACGGGAGCUCCCUGUGCGGGCUCCGCAGUACCCUAAAGCGGGCCAAAAGAGCCCGGUGCCCCCAAACGGGGACUCGGUGUCUGUUUCUCAAGCAUGAACACGCAGGACGCUCUCUGAGCCCCUAAACACGGGACUCGCUGUCUCUGUCCCGGUGUCCGCCUCAGCCGAGCCCCUUUCCGAGCCGCUUUCCUCACCUAGGCGGUCCCGGGGUUCCCAGGGGAGCGGCCGGGGCCGGGCCGGCCCGCGCAGCCCCGGGGCCCCGCCCCGCGCAGGCGCCGCUGGCCGUGGCCAUGGCGGAGAAGGCGCAGAAGAGCGUGAAGAUCGCGCCGGGCGCCGUGGUGUGCGUGGAGAGCGAGAUCCGCGGGGACGUGACCAUCGGGCCCCGGACCGUGAUCCACCCCAAGGCCCGCAUCAUCGCCGAGGCGGGGCCUAUCGUCAUCGGAGAGGGGAACCUGAUCGAGGAGCAGGCGCUCAUCAUCAACGGGUACCCAGAAAAUAUAACCCCAGAGAGCGAAGAUGUGGAGCCCAAGCCCAUGGUCAUUGGCACCAACAAUGUUUUUGAGGUUGGGUGCUAUUCCCAAGCGAUGAAGGUGGGAGACAACAACGUCAUAGAAUCCAAAGCCUUUGUAGGCAGGAACGUGAUCCUGACGAGCGGCUGCAUCAUCGGGGCCUGCUGCAAUGUGAACACCUACGAGGUGAUCCCGGAGAACACCGUCAUCUACGGCGCCGACUGCCUGCGCCGCGUGCAGACCGAGCGGCCUCAGCCCCAGACGCUGCAGCUGGAUUUCCUCAUGAAGAUCCUGCCCAACUACCACCACCUGAAGAAGACCAUGAAGACCGCAUCCACCCCUGUCAAGAGCUGAGCACCCACCUCAUGUUCCAGUGCCUGGGAAUCACUACACACUCUGGGAAGAGUCCAAUCUCUACAUCCCUCAUUCCAUCAAACCAUUUUUUCCUUCUUUGUGUAAUUUAUUUAUCUUCCACCGGGAAUCUCUGACCUGCAUUGAGUCUGUUGUCUCUCAUGCAUUAACUCUACUGUUCGUGCUCUGUUUCGGGAAUAAAAUACCUCCUGUUCCUGUG